This is a messenger RNA of Myripristis murdjan (pinecone soldierfish), 987 nucleotides long. RefSeq lists its product as uncharacterized. The record is from RefSeq and is a predicted model, not a curated record. Bases 59 to 922 code for a protein of 287 amino acids. Lineage: Eukaryota; Metazoa; Chordata; Actinopteri; Holocentriformes; Holocentridae. The transcript is spliced from 4 exons.
AACUUGAGGUUUAGUCCUUUAUUUUUCCUCCAAAUCAGAGCUCAAGAACCGCAUUGUGAUGCCACUUUUUGGACUUCUGUUUGGCGGUGCAGUAGCACGCCUACUGAAUGAAGUUGACCAGGCGCUAGAGCGCUUAGCUUUGGACAAAGAUGAAACCCCUUCACACAGCCAAGAGGAGUGUGAACAAGAUCAUGGGGGUCCAUCACAAAGGAAGUCGCUCCGACAGCAGCAGUUAGAUGGAGAUAUUGAUUCAUCUGAAGUGGCAAACAUCACCCACCUUGGAGCUACUGACACAUACAGCAAUGUCAAGCGUCAUCAUAGGGAAUUCUCCAAAGGUAAAGAUGGGGAUAAAGGCCUUGUUGAGGCAGAUCAUAUCCCACCACUGGAGUCUCUCAGGUUGGCAGCAGAGGAGCCCUUGUUUUGGUAUCUCGAGACCAUCAACCCAAGGCUUUACGAAAUGGUGAUAAGCUUGAGAGACGACCCAUGUGGAGAAAAUCUGCUCACCGUCCAAGUGCCUAAACAUCACCACAGGGAUGCCCUGUCCACUGGUUCAAGCAGGGCAUCUCAAGAAGCACGGCUCCUGCUGGCACGCAGUAUUGCCAGGGGAGACGUGUCGUCGAUGCUCAAACUGGCAUUUAUCAUCGCUCAUCCUUAUGCCGCCCAGCAAAUCAGAGACGAUGCAGGAAUUGGCAACAGACCACAAGAAAUGGCACUUAUUAUUUCCGAGGACAGAACCAUGAGAAUCUACACCGCAGCCUUCCACAAGCUGCUCGUACAGUACAGGGACCUGGGCAUCAUGAACCAGAGACAAUUUCGCCACCUCACUGAAUAUGUGGACAAUUGUGGAUAUCUUGAAAGAGGUUCUUCUGAGUAUGAAGAGAUACUUAAAAUUGUCCGGGACUACGGUAAACCUCAAAAAUAGAAUUUAUCCACUGGCCAAAGUAAUGAGGAAAAAAAAAAAAAACAGAGUCUGCCAGUUUAUCUAAA